AUGGCGGCUGCGAUUUCUUCACAGAUUGCUCAGUCUGCGACUGUCGUGGCUCCGAUGACGGCGGCAUUAACCGGAGGACCGUUUGCGAAUGCAUCGCUUUACGUAGGCGAUCUCGAAGGGAGUGUGAUCGAGGCACAGCUUUUUGAACUCUUUAGCCCAGUGGCUCCGGUUUUGUCGAUCAGGGUUUGCAGGGAUCAGACCUCGAGAACUUCUCUUGGUUACGCUUAUGUUAACUUCACCAACGCUCAGGAAGCGGCCAAUGCCAAGGAACUACUCAACUUCACUCCUUUGAAUGGGAAGCCCAUUCGGAUUAUGUUUUCUCAACGAGAUCCAAGUGUUCGGAAAAGUGGACAUGGAAAUGUGUUCAUUAAGAAUUUGGACGCCUUGAUUGAUAACAAGGCAUUAUAUGACACUUUUGCUACCUUUGGCUCAGUUCUUUCUUGUAAGGUGGUUCUCGACAGUAGUGGCCAGUCAAAAGGACACGGUUUUGUGCAGUUUGACAACGAAAAAGAUGCGAAGAGUGCCAUCAAACAAUUGAAUGGAAUGCGGAUUAAUGAUAAACAAGUCUAUGUUGGAUCUUUUGUUCGCCGUCAGGAAAGGGCUAGGACAAAUGGAUCACCCAAGUUCACUAAUGUGUAUGUGAAAAAUUUGUCUGAAACAGUAAAUGAUGAAGAACUGAAACAUCUAUUUGGCCCCUUUGGAACGAUAACUAGUGCAACAAUCAUGAAAGAUACAAAUGGGAAAUCUAGAGGUUUUGGUUUUGUGAAUUUCCAGAGUCCAGAUUCAGCUGCUACUGCAGUCGAGAAGUUAAAUGGAACCACCAUCAAUGAUGACAAGGUUUUAUUUGUUGGGCGAGCUCAGAGAAAAGCAGAACGAGAGCAUGAAUUGAAAGUCAAAUUUGAACAAGAAAGAAUUAGCCGAUAUGAGAAAUUACAAGGGGCUAAUUUGUACUUGAAAAAUCUUGAUGAUGGUUUUAGUGAUGAAAAGUUGAAGGAUCUGUUUUCUGAAUUUGGUACUAUAACUUCUUGCAGGGUGAUGUUGGAUUCACAUGGUCAGAGCAAGGGUUCCGGUUUUGUGGCCUUCUCUACGCCGGAGGAAGCAAGCAGAGCUUUGAAGGAAAUGAAUGGGAAGUUGGUUGGAAGAAAGCCUCUGUUUGUUGCUGUGGCCCAACGCAAAGAAGAGAGAAAGGCCCAGUUGCAGGCUCAAUUUGCUCAAAUUCGUGCCACCGCUGGAAUGGCAACUAUGGCUACAGGAAUUUUUGGAUACGGGUCUCCGAGACUUGCUCCUCAACAGUUAUAUUACGGUCAAGGCACACCUGGUUUCAUACCAUCUCAGCCUGCUGGAUUUGGUUUUCAACCGCAAAUCUUGCCUGGAAUGCGACCUGUUGUUGCUCCAAACUUUGCUAUGCCAUUUCAAAGACAAAGAAUAGGUACCGGACGAAAUGGAAACCUCCAACACCUCCCGCAAAAUCAAAUGUUACAAGGUAAUUCAAACCAAGGGUUUAGAUAUAAUCAGCGUUCCAGGUCUACGUCACUUGCAUCAGAUUUAGCUUCUGCUACUCCAGAAAAUCAGCCUAUGAUAUUGGGUGAACAUCUCUAUCCACUUGUAAAACAUGUUACACCAAAUCAAUAUACUGCAAAGGUUACAGGAAUGUUGCUUGAAAUGGAUCGGUCAGAAGUAAUUCAUCUUAUUGAAUCUCCAGAUGAUUUAAAACAAAAAGUUUACGAGGCAUUGCAAGUCCUCCAUGACGAGGCAUUGCAAGUCCUCCAUGACGCGGCAUCAAGAUCUGAAGUUGGAGAUCAACUUGGUUAG
Molecule: messenger RNA, 1812 nt
Organism: Vicia faba (fava bean)
Lineage: Eukaryota; Viridiplantae; Streptophyta; Magnoliopsida; Fabales; Fabaceae
Source: the annotation of a GenBank genome assembly